Messenger RNA from Klebsormidium nitens, 269 nucleotides. The record is from the annotation of a GenBank genome assembly. Lineage: Eukaryota; Viridiplantae; Streptophyta; Klebsormidiophyceae; Klebsormidiales; Klebsormidiaceae.
AUGGCGGGUGGCGUGCUAGACGUGCGCUCCGGCGCCGCCAAGGAAUUCCUAGACGGCUGGAAGUCCGAGGCUAGGGCUGCAGUCAGAUCGAUGACCGACUACUUAAGGAGGAGCGGGCUGAAAGGACCGCCGGCGACGCUUCCGGACCUGUCCACGAUGACGGUGGUCUUCGAGACGGACCGGACCAACGACAUCGUCAGCAUGCAGGCAGCAUCGACUGAGAAGGCCUGGAUCGGCGAUCAGAGAUGCGGACGGCUCCUGCUCGUCGC